Formica exsecta is the source of this 1198-nucleotide messenger RNA. RefSeq lists its product as uncharacterized. The record is from RefSeq and is a predicted model, not a curated record. The annotation marks the transcript as partial. Lineage: Eukaryota; Metazoa; Arthropoda; Insecta; Hymenoptera; Formicidae. Gene Ontology annotation, molecular function: protein binding. The transcript is spliced from 2 exons.
AACUUUAUAUUGGGCAAAUUUUAAUGAGAAUCAUGGAGGUCAUAUAAUGCAAUUGGAUCUUGAUGGAAAAAACGCUCGAAUCUUUCAGAAAAAUAUAUCUUAUGCACUUCUUGAGAGCGUAGACGCAUUCAAAUACAUCCUAAAGAUAGAAGCGUCUUCUUGGUUUCAUGAAUUCUAUGCUUUCGGUAAAUCUUUGCAAUCAUAUCCUCCGAUAAGAUGUCUGACACCUGACAACAAAAUUUACAACGCAGAAGAAUCGAUAUACACGGUAACAACGAACAGCAUCAUCGUAAAUCUUCCGGAGCCGGUCCCUAAGAAUGGAUGCAAAAAGCACAACUUACCUACUACUCUAUAUACCAUCUACAUAAACUGUUGUUUGGACAAUGAGUUUAAUAAGUUCGAUAAUUUCACCGUGCAGACAAACGAGCGAUAUUACGAAAUUCAGAAUUUAACGUCGCUUACAGAGUACAAAUUACUGUUAGUAAUAAGCAAUUUUUAUUCUGAUCAGUUAUCAAUAAACCCGUUAUUCCGUUCGGUAGUGAUGCUGAGAACUAAACCGAGUAGGCUCGGCGCACCAGAAAAUGUGACAGUUUAUGCUCUGACGCCUACUAUAGCGGCUGUUUAUUGGAUGCCUAAGAUAAUGAACUGCGUGCCCGUGAUCUACGAAGUAUCCUGGAUGUUAAUUAAUUUGGAAAACAGUAUGCGACGAAUGAGCGAAAUCUUACUUAUUAAUAAAACCAAGCAUAAGAAAGACAGCAAAUUUUUCACAAUAAUUGAACCGUUGAUACCAGCACAGAAAUACAGGGUAAAUGUACGCAUUUAUCCACUCAACUACAGCGAACUUCAUACUGACAGUUUGAGCAAAACUUUGUACAUGUAUUCGGAACCAAACAAUAUAACUUUGAACGAGGUUAGCAUAAACAGUAUGAAUAUUUCGUGGAUUCCUAACGUUAAUUUGACAAUUCAUUACGUAUUGGAAUAUAAAAAUGUUGAGAUGCAGGAGUGGCAAAUCGCAAAGAACUUUGGGCCGAAUAAUGGGGAAAAAGUAAUGUACUAUAUAAAAAACUUAUUAUCAGGAACUCGAUACGAGUUUCGUUUGAUACUGAGAUACCCCAAAUACGAGAAAAACUUUACAUGGCCAUCUGAUGGAAGAUUUACUUUUUCAACACUGACAAGUAAGCAAAUUAUAACAUUAUAA